UCAUAUUACAGAAUGAAUCAUAAUACAUUUCAGUAUGUGCUGCAGAACAUUCAAGACAAAAUUUCGAAACAGAACACAAAUUUUCGCAGAAGUAUAACAGCAGAAGAAAAAUUGUGUAUAACGAUAAGGUAUCUGUCCACUGGCAUCUCCUUUCAUGCACUAGCAUCGUCAUUCCGAUUAGGAGUGUCCACCGUAUCAGUGUUGGUGAAAGACGUUUGUAUGGCCAUAUGGGAGUCACUUGCCCCCAUUCAUUUACCAACGCCAACUGUUUCUCGAUUUAAAGAAAUUGCCAGUGAAAUGCAUACGAGAUGGGGAUUUCCAAACUGUGUUGGAUGUAUAGACGGGAAGCACAUACGUGUCCAAUGUCCUAAACUUUCUGGCAGCAUGUUUUACAAUUACAAACAGUAUUAUUCGAUUGUACUCCAAGCAGUUGCUGAUGCAAAUUACAAAUUUAUAGCUGUGGAUGUUGGUGCCUACGGUAAACAGUCUGAUGCAGGCGUGUUUAAAGAAAGUAUGUUAUAUAAGAAACUUACAAAUGGGGAGCUGUUAUUACCGCCACCAACAAGACUUGAAGGAAUGUGUCAGGAACUACCGUACGUCAUUUUGGGAGAUGAAGCUUACCCCUUAUUAGAGAAUUUGAUGAGACCUUUUCCUCGCAGAAAUUUGGACAACGAGAAGAUUCUAUACAAUGAUAUGCAUUCCAGAGCAAGAAAAGUUGUUGAAUGUGCAUUUGGUAUAAUGACCAAUAAAUGGAGACUACUGAGGAAGGAAAUUGAAACAUCCGUUGACGUAGCUGAUCACAUAGUCAAGUGCAUUUGUCUACUUCAUAAUAUUGUCAUUGACAGAGAAGGAUGCAAUGUUGAAGCUGAAAAGUUUUGUAACAAUGCUGAUAUGCAGACAGCUGGUGCCACAUUCAACAGAAAUUCCACAUUACGUUCGAAAACUGUCAGGAACACUUUUGUUGAAUAUUUCGUUAAAAAUGCAACUUAAAAUAAUUAAAAAACCUCUCAA
This is a messenger RNA of Schistocerca cancellata (South American locust), 1011 nucleotides long. RefSeq lists its product as uncharacterized. NCBI's taxonomy places the organism in Eukaryota, Metazoa, Arthropoda, Insecta, Orthoptera, Acrididae. The record is from RefSeq and is a predicted model, not a curated record. The coding region runs from base 13 to 990 and encodes 325 amino acids. The transcript has 2 exons.